Molecule: messenger RNA, 1397 nt
Organism: Halichondria panicea
Lineage: Eukaryota; Metazoa; Porifera; Demospongiae; Suberitida; Halichondriidae
Product: dnaJ homolog subfamily B member 14-like
Exons: 10
Coding region: 150-1265 (371 amino acids)
Biological process (GO): cellular response to misfolded protein
Cellular component (GO): endoplasmic reticulum membrane
Molecular function (GO): Hsp70 protein binding
Source: RefSeq, a predicted model, not a curated record
AGAAAGCAGUAGAAAGUCAUAUCCAUAGAGCUAGAGCUAGCUAGCUAGAGCUAGAGAACUAAGCUACGUCUAUACUGUGUCUACUGUAACAAUACGUCUAGUCUAGGCCUUUGCUAUAUUCUUAGACUGACACUUAAUAAGAGAUAUCCAUGGAGGCAGCCAAUAAGAAUGCUGCCCUUCAGUGGCUGGGCAAGGCUAAGGUGGCCCUACAGGAGGGCAAGACAGAGGAGGCGGAGAGGCUGGCAAGCAAGUCACUCAAACUGUGCCCGACCGAAUAUACUAAAGAAUUUCUAAACAAGCUACAGAGCUCAGAAGGGUCGACCCCGUCUAAGCCGGCCCCUCCCUCAGACUCCACUCCUCCUCCCAAGGAAGAAUCCAGUAAACCCAAGGAAGAAGAACCAAAAACGUCUAAAGAGAGCUACACUCCAGAGCAAGCCAAGGCUGUGAAAAGAGUGCUUGUCUGCCAUGACUACUAUGAGAUUCUGGAGGUGCCUAAAACUGCCACUGAAGCUGAGAUUAAGAAGCAGUACAAACGCCUGGCACUGCAGCUCCAUCCCGACAAGAACAAUGCUCCUAAAGCUGAUGAUGCUUUCAAAGCUGUGAGCAAGGCGUAUGCAGUUCUCAGUGACAAAGACAAGAGAAACGAUUAUGACAGGUUUGGAGAGGAUGGGCUGAGGGCGACCAAUGCAUACGCUGAGCCAGACAUUGAUGCUGAUCAGAUGUUCAGAAUGUUCUUUGGAGACUCUUUCUUUGGAAAUGGCUUUGGGCCAUCGUAUUCUGUCCAUCGAGAUCCGUUUGGUAGGACAGUGUACAGACGAAGGACAGGUCACAGUAGAUAUGGUCACAGCCAUGGGUCACAUUCACAUUCCCGUCAAGAGCCGGACAGUGGCUUGGCCAUGCUUUGUCAGCUAGUGCCAAUAGUAAUUCUUCUAAUUGUUGUCCUCUUUGGUAACGUAUUGACUGGAUUUUUCCCUUCAGCAAGUUUCUCACUGUAUCAGUCAAACUCAUAUCCAAUAAAACGAUAUGUCAAAGACUUUAAUAUUCAGUAUUUUGUACAGAAAUCAUUUGCUCGUGAGUAUGUGUCCAAUGAAAACCUGUUAGCAUCAGUGGAGAAGGAGGUGAUAAAUGAGUACUUAUGGAAUCUCAAUCACCAUUGUAAUAGUGAGAAAUACUCACGGAGAAGAAGAGGAAAACAAGAAAAACCUGAAAGUUGCCAAAAGCUUGAAAAACUUAGGAAAAAACUGUCAAAGAAGAUUGGAAAAUAGUUUGUGUGCAUUAGUUUUUAUGACACUUUCAAUUGUUGUAUUCACCCAUAGAUAGUAGAGAUACUAUCUGUGAUUCACCUUACAUUAUUUUGUAUUUGGUUUGUGGUAAUGAUCGCCAAAUUCAAUGGUAGU